Messenger RNA from Vicia faba (fava bean), 1347 nucleotides. Lineage: Eukaryota; Viridiplantae; Streptophyta; Magnoliopsida; Fabales; Fabaceae. The record is from the annotation of a GenBank genome assembly.
AUGGCUUUCUGUUCGCAUCUUUACCGUCUCCCCGUCGCUCGCAUCGACGUUCCUUUUCCGGACCGAUUCCGGUCCGGUAAACUCUUCUCAGUCCGUUGCUCCGCAGACUCCGAUUUCGAUCCGAAGCUGUUCCGGAAGAAUCUCACCAGAAGCGAUAAUUAUAACCGCAAAGGCUUUGGACACAAGGAAGAGACUCUCAAACUCAUGAAUCGCGAGUACACCAGUGAUAUCGUUAAGACGUUGAAGGAAAAUGAGUAUGAGUAUACAUGGGGUAAUGUUACUGUGAUGCUAGCGGAAGCCUUUGGCUUUUGUUGGGGUGUUGAGAGAGCUGUUCAAAUUGCUUAUGAGGCCAGAAAACAGUUUCCUAAUGACAAGAUUUGGAUUACCAAUGAAAUCAUUCACAAUCCAACUGUUAAUAAGCGGCUAGAGGAAAUGGAAGUGCAGAACAUUCCUGCUGGAGAAGGAAAGAAACAAUUUGAGGUUGUCAACAAGGGUGAUGUAGUAAUAUUGCCUGCUUUUGGAGCCGCGGUCGAUGAAAUGUUGACUUUGAGUGAGAAAAAUGUUCAAAUCGUUGAUACAACUUGCCCUUGGGUUUCAAAGGUAUGGAAUGUUGUUGAGAAGCACAAAAAAGGAGAUUAUACUUCAAUAAUUCAUGGUAAAUAUGCCCAUGAGGAAACUGUAGCAACUGCUUCUUUUGCUGGAAAGUACAUAAUUGUGAAAAAUAUGGCAGAGGCUGAAUAUGUUUGCGACUAUAUUCUUGGUGGUGAACUUAAUGGAUCCAGCUCAACCAGAGAGGCAUUUUUCGAGAAAUUCAAAUUUGCAAUUUCUGAGGGCUUUGAUCCAGACAGUGACUUGAUAAAACUUGGCAUUGCAAACCAGACAACAAUGCUCAAGGGAGAAACUGAAGAGAUUGGGAAACUAGUGGAGAGGACUAUGAUGCGCAAAUUUGGCGUGGAAAAUGCUACUGAGCACUUCAUAAGCUUCAACACAAUUUGUGAUGCUACCCAGGAGCGACAAGAUGCUAUUUACAAGCUGGUAGAGAAAGAUAUGGAUCUCAUGUUGGUAGUCGGUGGCUGGAACUCGAGCAAUACAUCCCACCUGCAAGAGAUAGCUGAGGAACGCGGAAUUCCUUCAUACUGGAUUGACAGUGAGCAAAGAAUUGGUCCAGGAAACAAAAUAGCGCACAAGUUGAAUCAUGGCGAGCUUGUGGUGACAGAAAACUUUCUACCAAAGGGUCCAUUAAGGAUCGGUGUAACAUCUGGUGCAUCCACGCCAGACAAGGCCGUGGAAGAUGCGCUGAUCAGGGUGUUCGACUUGAAAAGGGAAGAAGCAUUACAACUCGCGUAA